Austrofundulus limnaeus is the source of this 1646-nucleotide messenger RNA. RefSeq names its product Rab geranylgeranyltransferase subunit alpha (gene rabggta). Gene Ontology annotation, molecular function: protein binding; zinc ion binding; Rab geranylgeranyltransferase activity. NCBI's taxonomy places the organism in Eukaryota, Metazoa, Chordata, Actinopteri, Cyprinodontiformes, Rivulidae. Gene Ontology annotation, biological process: protein geranylgeranylation. The record is from RefSeq and is a predicted model, not a curated record. Gene Ontology annotation, cellular component: cytoplasm; Rab-protein geranylgeranyltransferase complex.
UCCACUGCUGGGAUUAUCGGCGGAUGGUGGUGAAGAUGUCUGGUGUGUCCGUGGAGAAGGAGCUGCAGUUCACAGAUUGUCUUAUUGGCUCUAACUUCUCAAACUAUUCCAGCUGGCACUACCGCAGCACCCUGCUACCACUGCUGCACCCCGAGUCUCCUGAACAGACCCCCCCAGUGACGUGUGAACGUCCUCAGGCCUCGCCUCCAUCGUCUCCUCAAACCCACUUCCACAGGGUGUGUGAGGAGCAGCUGCUCAAAGAGCCGAGCGUGAAGAGAUGAUCAGCUGUGUGUAUGUCAGUCGGGAAGAGGAAAAGGUUGUUGUGGUAUUCUCCAGACCUGUCAGCGUGGUGUCAGUGGGCCUGCUCCUCAUCCUGGACGGUCAGCCUCAGAGGGUGGAGUGGCAAAGUGUCCACCCACACUUUAAACACAGCCCUGUCUGGAUUUGCAGCCUUCCUCCUGGAACCAUCAGCGACCCCUCCAAUGAGCACAAUCUGACCGUGCACUGGACAGAGAGACACACUCACAAGGACUGUGCCCUCUACACUGGUCGAACUGAAAGUUGGUGUCGGGACAGUGCAACAGACCAAGAACUGUUCAGGAGUGAACUGUCAGUAGAGAAAAGCUCRGUGUUGCAGUCGGAACUCCAGUCGGUCAACCAGCUCCAAGAACUGGAGCCACUUAAUAAAUGGUGCUUGCUGACCAUUAUCCUCCUGAUGAGGGCACUAGACCCUCUAGGAUAUGAGAAGGAGACCCUUGCUCACUUCCAGACUCUCAAAGAAGUGGACUCCAUGCGCUCUGCGUAUUACAGCGACCUGUGCAGCAAGUUCAUGAUUGAAAACACCAUCCUGAAAAUGGAGUACGCUGAAGUGAGAGUCUUCUGCCUCUCUGAGCAGAACCUGACCACGUUGUGCCACCUGGACCAGCUGUUAUUGGUCACUCAUCUCAACCUGUUCUCCAACCAGCUGCAGCGGCUGCCUCCUCACUUUGCUAUGUUGCAGUGCUUGGAGGUUUUAGAAGCUGAUAACAACUUCAUUGAAAGCCUGGAGGGAGUUUAUUGCCUUCCCAAACUGGAAGAAGUCUCUUUGAAGAACAACAAAAUUUCCACAGUGGCAGAUCUUCAGCCUCUGGCCUCCUGCCCCAAGCUGAAGCGCCUCGAUCUUCGUGGCAACCCCGUCACUCAGCUGGGCGGCGUGGAGUCGCAGCUAGCUGAGCUGCUGCCCUCGGUCACAGACCUGCUGCUCUGAUGAGGUGCAGGGCAGGAACCACUGCCCAUCAUCGUCCUGUCCGUCAGCGCUCUGCUGUGUGUGAGUGUGUGUGUGUGUGUUCUUCAAGGUAACGUCAGUCAUGGAGACUCCGACAGCCUGAUGGCUUCAGAUCAGAUAUCAAACAGUGUGUGUUGUAUGUGUGUGUCUGUGGAUGUCCCKUGUCCCUGUGCAUGCAGAAAUAGAACUAGAUAGGGCUGACGAGCAGCAACACUGACUGCUUGCAGCUCAAACUGUUAGGUUUGGAAAACCAAAGGUUGAUCCAAGCUUCACGUGGUUCUUUUAAAUUAGUUUGAAGACAUUUAAUGACAUGAUACUGUUGCACAUGAAGCCACACAUGGAGUAAUAAACAGCACAUGUUGUGUCACUGCCUUCCAACAAA